AUGACCACGCUUGCAUCGUCGUCGCCACCGCAGUACGCGGACGGCGUCGCAGCAGCAGAGGUGUCCGGUGCCGUCUCAUCGGCCGCGGCGCUGCCCGCAUCAGGUAGUCUCUCCACAAAUGCCGUGACGCGCAACUUCUCUGACCUCCACGCCCCGACGUGGUUUGCGCUGCUCUCCGCCAACAUUGGGGCUCGCACGUUUCUCUUCCACCCCAUACAGCUCGCGAUUAGUCGCAAGCGCGUGACGCGCGAGAGCACGCCGCCGACAGUCAUCGGCCUUGUGAAGGCGUCCUACCGCGGCGGUUGCACCUCGGCGUACGGCGCAACGUGCACCAAGGGUCAGUACGACUUUGGCAAGGGCGGCAUCCGAGGAUGCUAUCGCGGGGUCGGGGCGGCGCUGCUGUGCAAUCUGCUGGGCGAGACCAGCUACCUUUUCACGUUGGAGGCGAUGAAGGAGUACGUGGAAGCCGCCUCGCUCAAGCGCGCGGAGGAGAACAUAUUCGCCACGAGCAGCUACUCCGCCGCAGUCGGGGCAAUGUGUGGCGACCUCGUCGCCCUCCUCCUCGUGAGUCCCCUUGUUAUUGUGUGCAAUCGACAGAUGACGGCGGGGUACAGUAUGGCGUCGACGAACUCGUACAUGAGCGUGCCGCAGACAUUCCGCACGGUUUGGAGACUGUAUCAGAAGAAAGAGGUCGCCGCUGGACGCGCCUGGCCCGGCGAGCGCGUUCGCUGGGGGUUGAGCGGUGUGUAUCAGGGUCUGGGCGCGGGUCUGCUGCGCAUCCCAUCGAGCGGGUGCUGGUGGGGGAUUUACACAAAGUCAAAGGAGGCGCUCUACGUUGUUGCUGCACCAAAGCUGGCUGUGUGGGAACAGGAGUACCGGGACGCCGCAGCGGCGGCGUCAGACACCAAGCCGGUUCCCCUGUGGCGGCAGAAUUGGCUCCUCUCCCCAACGGACAACCCGCUGUUGAACGCGGUGGCGAGUAUCAUUGCCAGCGUGUGCACGACGCUCCUCUUCAACCCCAUCGCGGUUAUUCAGACACGUCAGCAAGCCCUUUCGCCGGGGCUCUGGGAGGAGCAGACGAUGAUGGCUGCUGGAGGGGGUGGGGCAACGUCCUCAUUGUCCCCAACGGUGCGAAAGCAAACGUGGAAGUCGUCGCUGCCGUUCCGCCGCGUCUACCGUGUCGCCGACGACCUCGCGCGCAAGGAAGGUGUACGGGGCUUCUUCAAGGGUUCACUGGCAAACGUGUCCAUCGCCGUGCUGGACGGCAUCUUCUUCACGUUACUGUUCGAGUUCACGAAGCUCGGCAGCGAUAUGCAGUUCCUCGAGAAGCUUCACACAGACUAA
This is a messenger RNA of Leishmania major strain Friedlin, 1344 nucleotides long. RefSeq lists its product as hypothetical. The coding region runs from base 1 to 1344 and encodes 447 amino acids. The record is from RefSeq and is a predicted model, not a curated record. NCBI's taxonomy places the organism in Eukaryota, Euglenozoa, Kinetoplastea, Trypanosomatida, Trypanosomatidae. The transcript has a single exon.